Molecule: messenger RNA, 1053 nt
Organism: Pyrenophora tritici-repentis Pt-1C-BFP
Lineage: Eukaryota; Fungi; Ascomycota; Dothideomycetes; Pleosporales; Pleosporaceae
Product: CYB5, Cytochrome b involved in lipid metabolism
Molecular function (GO): heme binding; cytochrome-b5 reductase activity, acting on NAD(P)H
Source: RefSeq, a predicted model, not a curated record
AUGUUUGUCGCUCUUUCUAUUUUUGCCCUUUCGCUUUCCUUUUUGGUCUAUCAACGUCCGCCGUCCACAUGGCUUGCCUUCAUUACGCGUAUUACGCAGGCACCUUCGCGGGCUGUCGCAGAGAAGUCGCAGCAUGGCCAGAAACAAGACAGCGCUCCCACUGAGGAGCAGAGCAUAGAGUUGCAGUCUCCCACAAAACAUGAAGACAGCAGGAGCUCGAUGAGUCUGUCACGAGAGUCGACACCAAAGGCGACGCCGGUACCCGAAGGCGACGUUCCUGCAGUACCGACCUUUACGCUCAACGAGCACCAAAGUUCAGAUGAAGAGGAAGAAGAUGACCUACCACCGCCCUCCUUUCCCGCCAUGAACUCGGCGCAACGGGCUUCUAAAGCGCCAUCAAUGUCAGUAAUGGCGCCGCCACCGCAGCCUAACAAGCCAACCCUCAUGGCGCCUCCACCCAAACCCACGACUUCGCUCAUGCCGCCACCGCGAGUCGCAGCUUCAAACCUGCGCGCCCUUCCCACCUCGCCCUCUCCGUCGAUGCGCGUACCCACAACUGGGCCUCUUCCCAACCGUGGUCCGCUGCCGAAUCGCGGCCCACCCACCUCAAACGGCAGUCUAGGAUUACCACCCAGUGCGGGCCCGACACAAAAAGCGCGAGGAGGAAAGGUACUUUUGUCCCCAGGUCACUCUCCACUUGACUGGGCACAUUUGCAAAAGUCUGGCAAGAAUCUGUCCGGCGUCGACUCCAUGAUACGUGUUACACCCACCAUGUUGAAGGAAAAGAACGGACGCAAGGGCAAACCCGCAUGGUCAAGCUAUCAGGGAAAGGUAUACAAUAUAUCACCAUACCUACCCUUCCACCCAGGCGGAGAGGGUGAGCUACGGAGGGCCGCGGGUAAGGAUGGGACCAAGCUGUUUAUGGAGGUGCAUCCGUGGGUGAAUUGGGAGAAUAUGCUAGGGGAGUGUAUGGUAGGAAUUAUGGUUAGUGAAGAGCAGUUACCACAAGCUACUGAAGGUGCCGGUGCUGGCAGUCUCGAGGACAUGGAUUAG